Naegleria fowleri is the source of this 3486-nucleotide messenger RNA. RefSeq lists its product as uncharacterized. Lineage: Eukaryota; Heterolobosea; Eutetramitea; Acrasida; Naegleriidae. Gene Ontology annotation, molecular function: mRNA binding. Gene Ontology annotation, biological process: spliceosomal complex assembly. Gene Ontology annotation, cellular component: U2 snRNP; U2-type prespliceosome; catalytic step 2 spliceosome. The coding region runs from base 1 to 3486 and encodes 1161 amino acids. The transcript has a single exon. The record is from RefSeq and is a predicted model, not a curated record.
AUGAUUUCAAACGAACAACAGCAACAACAACCUAAAAAACGAGUGUCCAGAUGGGACUCCAAAGUCAAAGUAUCUGGUCAAGCCACAGCAUCAUCUGUAGGUGAUCAGGAAGAAUUUACAAAGAAACAUAAACGAUACGAUGAAGAAAAUAUAACAAAGGAUUCUACUAGUAGUGAUAAUCAAAUCAACAGUAAUAUCACGAUACCCGAAGAACCACCAAAGAAAAUGACUAAAUCAGCAUGGGAAGCCGACGAUGAUGAUGUAGAAGAUGUCGAUUCAUUUGUAAGGAAGAGCGGUUAUGGUACCUCACCAGCCUAUGCAAGCACAGACAUGUCUUCGGAUGAAGAGUUUUCGGGUAUUUCCCAUGCAGCUUCAUCAGCAUCAUCACGAAGGCUUCCACCAAGUAGCAAAAGAGGAGAUCGUUGGGAAAACUCUUCGUCGAGCCUUCCAAUUGCUCAGGCUUCAUCAUCAGCGGCUGCCGAUGCCACACCAGUUUUUGGUACUAGUAAAUGGGACCAAAAUGCAAUGAAAACUCCUGUUUAUGGUGCAGGAAGCUCGUCCGUCGCAGCAACACCAUUAUUAACACCAAGAAAUGCAUCAUUUAGAGGAUCAACAGCUGUAAUUUCGACGCCGCUCGGAAGUAUGACUCCUCAAGAAUAUUCACAACUCAAAAUAGAACAAGAAAUUGAUGCGAGGAACAGACCGUUGAGUGAUGAGGAAUUGGAUGCCAUGCUUCCUUCAGAGGGAUUUGAAAUUUUAAAACCACCACCAGAUUAUGUACCAAAGCGAAGAAACAGAACAAGUUCUUUCACAGCAGGUGGCAAUGAAAUGGUUACACCAUUGAGUGGAGCGGCCACUCCCUACUAUAAUAUUCCUGAAGAAAUUACUGCUUCCACGUAUGGAUUACCAAUAGGAACACUUGGAACAGACAUGCCAGAAAUGAAACCUGAUGAUUAUCAAUAUUUUGGCAAAUUAUUGGAAGAAAAGGACGAAAACGAGAUGAGUGAUGAGGAAAAAAUUGAACGAAAAAUUCUCAAACUUCUUCUCAAAAUCAAAAACGGAACACCUCAAAUGAGAAAGCAAGCCAUGAAAUUUAUAACUGAGCAUGCUCGAGAGCUUGGUGCAGGCCCUUUGUUUGAUCAAAUUUUACCUCUCAUGAUGUCAACAACUUUGGAAGAGCAAGAAAGACAUUUGCUCGUUAAAUUAAUUGACAGAAUUUUGUACAAAUUAGAUGACUUGGUCAGACCCUAUGUCCACAAAAUUUUACUCGUAACACAACCAAUGUUAAUCGAUGAGGACUAUUUUACAAGAAUUGAGGGACGAGAAAUCAUUGCAAACUUGGCAAAGGCAGCAGGAUUGGCCACUAUGGUUGCUGCCAUGAGACCAGAUAUUGAUCAUGCCGAAGAAUAUGUCAGAAACACAACAAGUCGAGCAUUUGCCGUAGUAGCGAGCGCUCUUGGUGUGCAAAAUCUUUUACCCUUCUUGAAAGCUGUUUGUAGAUACAAAAAGACAUGGGAAGCAAGACAUACAGGAGUGAGAAUUGUACAACAAAUUGCUGUCUUGUUAGGUUGUGGAGUAUUGCCCUAUUUGACGGAUCUUGUAGAAAUUAUUAAGGACGGUUUUAACGACAGUGAGUUUAAAGUGAGGACAAUGACAGGAUUGGCAGUCGCUGCGUUGGCCCAAUCAUCUGCUCCGUUUGGAAUUGAAUCAUUCGACUGUGUCUUGAAACCUCUGUGGAAAGGUCUAAGUACAAGCAAGGGAAAAAUGUUAGCUGCCUAUAUCAAAGCAGUUGGCCACAUUAUUCCAUUGAUGGACCCUGUACAAGCUAAGAAAUAUACCAAUGCAGUUAUUGAACACAUUGUGCGACAGUAUGAUACACAAGAGGAGGAAAUGAAAAGAAUCGUGCUUAAAGCUAUUGCUCAAUGUGUGGCUACCGAAGGAAUUGAUGCUACGUUUGUUAAGCAGAAUAUCAUUCCUAAAUUCUUCUCGAGCUUUUGGGAUAGAAGCAUGGUAAACGAUCGAAGAAAUUACAACCAACUCGUAGAGACAACCGUAGCAUUGGCUCAUAAUGUUGGAUGUGCUCUUGUUGUUGGCGAGUUAAUAACCCAUCUUAAGGAUGAGAAUGAACCAUUCCGACAUAUGACUCUUGAGACCAUCAUGAAAAUCACAGAAGCACUCGGCACUACAGAUAUUGGAGAACGAUUAGAAUUGGAACUUUUAGAAGAAUGUCUACUAUUUUGUAUUGUGCAAGACCAGAGCAAUCCAGCAACAGAUAAGAAGAAUUACUAUUUGAUCAUUAAUGCUGUUUCUUCAAUACUCAAAGCUUUUGGUAUUAGAGCUAAGAAAUAUCUUCCAAAAUUAACGGGUACCAUACUGCAUCGACUGACCAACAAAUCUGAGAAGGUUCGACAACAAUCUGCAGAUCUCCUCACAGAAAUUAUUCCAAUUGUGAAACAAUGUAACGAAGAGACACGUCUCACUCACUUUAAGAUGAUUCUUUAUGAGUUUUUGAGAGACGAGGAGUAUCCUGAGGUUUUAGGUUCUGUUUUGGCAUCCAUGAAUGCUCUCAUUCAAGCAAUAGGAGAAGGAGAUGAGACUAAGCCUUCAUUAGAUGAAAUCUUGACACGGUGCACUCCAAUCUUAAAGAAUAGAAAUGAAAAAGUUGAAGAAAGUCUCAUUAAUUUAAUUGGUACUAUUGCACAAAUUGCAGCUAAUCGAAUUUCAAGCAAGGAGUGGCUAAGAAUUUGUUUCGAUUUGUUGGAAGUUCUUAGAGCUCACAAGAAAUCAAUACGUAGAGCAGCAAUUAAGACAUUUGGUUAUAUUGCCAAGGAAAUUGGACCUUCUGAUGUGCUUGUCACACUUUUGAACAACUUGAAAGUCCAAGAACGACAGAACAGAGUAUGCACUACUAUUGCAAUUGCCAUUGUAGCUGAGACGUGUGGUCCUUUCACCGUUCUUCCAGCUCUCAUGAACGAAUAUCGAGUGCCAGAACUCAACGUUAGAACUGGUGUCCUCAAAUCUCUUGCCUUCCUAUUCGAAUACGUUGGAGACCUUUCUAUUGAUUAUAUUUAUGCAGUCACGCCUUUAAUUGAAGAUGCCCUAAUGGACCGAGACUUGGUACACAGACAAACAGCAUGUUCAGCCGUUAAGCAUAUCGCUCUGGGGGUGCAUGGACGUGGAAAAGAAGAUAUACUUCUUCACUUGUUGAACUAUGUAUGGCCAAACAUUUUUGAAACAUCCGCACACGUGAUUAAUGCAGUUAUGGAAGCUAUUGAAGCGCUUCGUGUCACUCUUGGCCCAUGUGUCAUUUUACAAUAUUUAUUACAGGGUCUGUUUAACCCUGCUAGGAAAGUUCGAAAUGUAUUCUGGAAGAUUUAUAACAAUGUUUAUAUUGGUCAUCAAGAUGCAAUGGUUCCUUUUUAUCCAAAAAUUACGAAUGAUGAACAGAAUCAUUACGAACGAACAGAAUUAGAGUGGUUUAUUUAA